Molecule: messenger RNA, 510 nt
Organism: Effrenium voratum
Lineage: Eukaryota; Dinophyceae; Suessiales; Symbiodiniaceae
Source: the annotation of a GenBank genome assembly
AUGCCGCCACCAGAGGACUUCCCACCGCCUAUGCCAGAGUCCGCCCCGAUGUCAUCAUCGCCUUUCGAUUUACCCGUGCCGGUGGUGGAAGAGGCACGUUCCGCGCCGCUCUCAGCGCCGGUCUCGGGCCCGCGGGGCUCCGCGCCCAUGUCUUCUGCCAUGCCCGGCACGGCCACACCCACAGACGGCGUCGCGGUCCCUACAGACAUGCCCUCCCCGACCUCGCCAGCGCGGGGUUUGGGCAAGGAGGAGAUGCGGGGCCCUGCGGCCCUGCACGCUCAAGUCUUGCCGGAGCCCGACGUACCCAGAGAGGAGGAGGAGAUCGGCUCUGCACCAAUGGCCUUGUCCGCCUCCGCGCUGCCCGGCGCCUCCAGCUCAGCGGUCCACUCGCCCAGCGAGCCGCCGGUGCCCACGGACCGACCCUCGCCCACCUCGCCGGCGGCGGGGGCCUCGCCCAUGGGUCCGGCGACCAUUGGAGUGUCCGUCCCUCUUUUCAAAACAUCGUCUUGA